This is a messenger RNA of Candidula unifasciata, 366 nucleotides long. The record is from the annotation of a GenBank genome assembly. NCBI's taxonomy places the organism in Eukaryota, Metazoa, Mollusca, Gastropoda, Stylommatophora, Geomitridae.
AUGUCUAUGAUCACAACCGGCCUCCAGGAGGUCGUGUCCAUGAUCACGGCCUUGUUCCAGGAGGUCGUGCCUAUGAUCACAGCAGGUCUCCAGAAGGUCGUGCCCGUGAUCACCGCCGGUCCCCAGGAGUUCGUUUCUAUGAUCAAGGCGGGUCUCCAGAAGGUCGUGCCUAUGAUCAGCUUCGGGCUCCAGAAGGUCGUGUAUACGAUCACGGCCGGGCUCCAGAAGGUCGUGCCCAUGAUCACGGCCGGGCUCCAGAAGGUCGUGCCCACGAUCAUGGCCGGGUUCCAGGAGGUAGUCUCUAUGAUAAUUGAAUUCACAUCCAUGGUUAGCUGCGCUUAUUUAGACAUAUCAUUAAUUAAUUGA